Messenger RNA from Arachis ipaensis, 1083 nucleotides. Its product is annotated as RNA-processing, Lsm domain-containing protein. Lineage: Eukaryota; Viridiplantae; Streptophyta; Magnoliopsida; Fabales; Fabaceae. The record is from RefSeq and is a predicted model, not a curated record.
UUUGGGAGAUGGUGAAGUUGGAGUCUUUUUGGCGAAAGAAGAAGGGUAGCAGCUGGGCAGGGGAAGGACCGAAACAAGAAGGAAACCAAACGAAAACAAAUGGCGACGGUGGAUGGCGGCGGAAACCCGGAGGAGCUGGCGGUGGGGUGCAUGCUCUCGAUCAGGACAACGCUGGGGGACGAGUUCGAAGGUCAGGUUGUGACUUUCGAUCGGCCCUCAAACAUCCUCGUACUCCAGGAGGCUCCCUCGAAGCCCGGCCCAGGCCCAGGCCCACGGCGGAACAUAAGGCUGCUGAAGGCAAACUACAUCAAAGACUUCACCUUUCUCGGACACGCCGCCGACCCUCUUGACCCCACUAACUGCUUCCUUGACCUCGCUGCUCUUCAAGCUAGGGAAGACCUUGCAAUCAGACAAGCUGAGGCGGAUGCUGAGAGGAUCGGUGUUGGUGUUACCAGCGAGGCACAGAGCAUCUUUGAUGCUUUGUCCAAAACGCUUCCUGUUCGUUGGGACAAGACUGUCAUAGUUGUGAUGAAUGAGGUGCGUGUCAGCAGUCCUUAUCACCCUGAUUCUGUUGUUGGAGGUACUCCUGCUGCAAAUGAGCGGGUGAAGAAAGUGCUUGACUUUGAGAGGAAGAGGUUACAACUUCGCAGUAGCAGCGGUCAGUAAGUUUACACAUUUUGCAGCCAGUUGUGGUUAGCAAAGCACCUCCAAGGGGUAAAACAUGAAUGGGGAUUUUUGCUUUUAGCGAAAUCCCCUGCACAAGAGGAGUUUCCCAAGGCACAUUCCUGACUCCAGAUAUCUGUUGUCUUGAGCUUUCAAGUUUUUGUCUUCCUUGUGGAGUUCAUUUCAGGCAGUUCUUCCAGAUUCUUCAUAACUAAAAAGAGUGAAUGCUGAAGCAUGUAAUUUGUGGUUUGUUAGUUGUUGGGUUGGACUUGAACCCCAAAAUAGGUGACUAGAUUUUGUAUUAUUAUUAUUAUUAUUACUACUAUGUUGGUUUUGUUGUUGGGAUUAUUUAACCAAUUACAAUGAGUCUAAUUUGUUCCUUAUCUAAUAAAGCAAAUGCUUUAAGAUAAGUUGAGCUAA